This is a messenger RNA of Mytilus trossulus (common blue mussel), 2118 nucleotides long. RefSeq lists its product as uncharacterized. The coding region runs from base 177 to 1202 and encodes 341 amino acids. Gene Ontology annotation, molecular function: cysteine-type endopeptidase activity. Gene Ontology annotation, biological process: proteolysis. The record is from RefSeq and is a predicted model, not a curated record. The transcript is spliced from 7 exons. Lineage: Eukaryota; Metazoa; Mollusca; Bivalvia; Mytilida; Mytilidae.
AAUGUUAUAACUGGUAACAUAUUGUUCCAAACACGACAGAAGGAGGAGAGCGAACUUUUUAAAGCAACCAGUAAUAUUGAAUUUCGAGGAAUACAAUUUUUCGAUUUUCUUAGAAAGGGAGACGGGAGGAGUAUCAUUCCUCACAACUUCAGUGUCUCAGAAAAAGGUAUAAAAGUAUGAGUGAAAAACAGGGAGAAACUACAAGAGACAUGAGAGAAGGGGAGGAUAUAGAUACAAAAGAUGGGAGAAAUCAAAUGAACUCCAAACAUACCAAAGGAGGUUAUGACCAAGCUGAUACUCAAGGUCACCGCCAAGAUCCAUCUUCUAACAGGUCUAAAGAGAUACAGAAACAAAAUUCGGAAAAAACUCAAAAAGAUGUAAAAAGUACAGACAUGAAAGAUAUAAGAGAGGAAGAAUUUAAUUCACCGAGGUAUAUCACAUGUGGAAAUAUUGGGAAAGCAGUUAUUGUCAGUAACUUUAUGGAGGGAUGGGAGGCAGGAAAUAGAGAUCACUUGGUGGCAAGGUCAUAUGCCAAGAAUGAUUGUGAAAUGCUAGAAAAAUCACUUAAAAGUCUAGGAUUUAAACCUUUAGAUGAAAAUGAAGGCAGUAUGGUGUACAAAAACCUGACAAAAAGUCAGUUUAAAGACUUAUACAAAAAAGCUGCAAUGGAAACCAACUACAGACCUAAGGAGGGUGAAGGUUAUACCUGUGUUCUGUUUUUUGUCAUGUCAUAUGGGAAAGCAGGACUGAUACAGUGUCAUAAAGAAGAUGGAGAAACAAAGCAUCCAUAUGUAGAGCAAAAAGACCUGCAAGAAGCCUUCCAACCACAACAUAAUCCUUCACUGGCCUUGAAACCAAAAUUCUUCAUUAUUCAGACUAUUCCUGAACCAGAUAAUAAAACUGAUGAUGUAAGUUCAGGAGAUGAAGAAGUAAAAACCACAAGAAGAAUUCCAAGAGAGGCAGAUUUUUUGACUUAUGCAAGUGAUGACUACUGUAUUAAAGGGGGAGACAAUUAUUUUAUCAAAGCUGUUGUGGAAGUUUUAGACAGUCUAGUCACAGAUAAAGAGAACAAUGAGACUGCCAUGGAGAUUCAAAGAGUUUUGAUAAGAAUGAACAAAACAUUUAAAGAAAUGAGACAUAGUAAUACUAUUAGAAUACCUUGUGUUACUUCUUCACUAACAAAGCAGCUGAUCUUAUUUUAAUUUCAGCAUUUAGUGAAUUAGUGAAUUGUUAACACUAGUCAUACAAUUUGUAAACACAAGUUUUAGAACACUUUUUUGGGGAACAUACAUAUAUCAUUUUUUGGGCCCUUUAUAGCUCUCUGUGCGGUGCGAGUCAAGGCUCUGUGGUAAAGAAUGUUAUUAUUUACUUUUAUAAAUUGUGACAUGGAUGGAGAGUUGUCUCAUCAGCACUCAUACCACAUCUUCAUAUAUCUAUAUAUGAAAAUAUAAUUAUUGUACUUGAUUUGUUUUUCUCCUGUAUUUUUAAUACAGCACAUGAUUUUAUACAAUGUAUGAUUCUAUAGAACGUACUAUUUUAUACAACAUAUAAUUUUAUACAUUGCAUGAUUUAUAUCAUUUUUCAGUCUUGUCAUGUUGUCAUCAGUUGUUUUUUAACAUGAUUUUUUUUAAUUGCUUUUUAUUUAUUAAAACAGUACCUGAAUGUUUUAUCAUUGUGUAUAAGAUGCUAUACAAGAUGCAGUCACAUGUAAUGAUUAAAUGGAUUGCUUGUUUUAUGUUUUUUUUUAUACACUUUUAACUGAUUUUGAUAAUAUUUUAAAUUAUAGUAUUUCAUGAGUUAAAAACAAACCCCUCCAAAAAUUCCAAUUGUAAAGGUAUUAUUGAUUAAAGAAUUGUCUAUUUUAGAUAGAUAAUUGAUAUUAAUGUAAUAGUUCUUUGCUAUAGUUCUUACACUUGUUAUAGUUAAUAAAUUAACUGAGUCAGAUACAAGUUGACCAUGUACAUAACUUUGACUAGUUUUGGAAAGUUCAAAUACAAAAUACAAGAUUAAUUAUUGGUUUUUUUGUACGGUUCUUAUACCAACUAAAUUUUCAACAUUUUUUUUAUCAAACAGUUACAAACUUUCCAAACAGAUUUGAUUAAACUUGAAUAAGUUUAA